Molecule: messenger RNA, 1698 nt
Organism: Porites lobata
Lineage: Eukaryota; Metazoa; Cnidaria; Anthozoa; Scleractinia; Poritidae
Source: the annotation of a GenBank genome assembly
AUGGAUUGUGCUCAGUUGAAAUCUAUCGUUUCCCUUGUGGAUUCUCUUGUACGUAAUACGAAUGUCAGAAGGUUACGUAUGCUGCCAUUAAAUCAAGUUCCUGUUGGUAAACCAUCCUUGGCUUCAGUCUCCAGCAAGUCUCUAACGGACUUCUCCAUCUGCAGUAUCCUGGGUCUAGAACCUGAAAUCACCCAAUCUCCCUCAAGUUCCGGUAAGUUAAGAGUUCCAUCCGUAAGAUACUCGAGCCCUUAAUUAGUCGAGGGCAUCAUUUGGCAUAUGACUGUUAGAAGUCAAUUUUUAUCCCGUUGCCUUUCUACUAGUUUAAUCCAUCUCAGAAACAGAAAAAGAGAAAUACUCAGCUUUAGACGGGCGAUUUCUGUUAGUUAAAACCAGCCGUUAGAGCAGUAUUAUAUACAUGAAACAACUUAUCUACAAAAAGUGAAAAUUGUCCGUAGGAAUAAACACUAAAACAGAUGUAUUUAUUUAUGUUGACUACUUGUAUUUAAGUGAUAUCAAGAGGAAAUAUAUAAUAGCUGACAUGUGUAAAACUAAAAUUCAAUUCUUCUUUAAUUUACAGAAUGCAACAGUGAUACCAGUCCGCCGUUAUCGCCUUACUCCGACUGCGAAAGUCCGCGUCCCAGCCACAAGGCAACCAGUCCACCGUUAACCCCUUACUCUGACGUCACAAGUUCUAGCAGCGACUGUGACAGUGAGCCCGAUCAAUCUUCGACUCCAACCGAACAUUCAACGAAGAAGAAGCGACAGCGAACGACCUUCUCACCUAUCGAACUUGGAGAGCUGGAACUAGCAUUCAGACGGCGGCCAUAUUUGCUAAAGGAAGACGAGGAGGAACUGGUACAAAGACUUGGAAUCACGGCUAAAAGUCUGAAGGUGAGUUCCUAUCUUUCAUGUUUCCUAUCGUGUACGUAAAUUUCAGGAAUCAAUGAGCAUUUGUAAUCUAAAAGGAAUACUAUUUCAGUGCGGUUUGGUUCUGUCAUUUUCGGUGUUGCCGGGAUGUAUGAAGAUGUAAAUGUUGAUUGAUUCAAAGCUCGGCAAUUGCGAUGUGAUCUUUCACUCCAGUCAGAAAAUGUUUUGAACACCGGUAUGCAUUUUUCGGACAGUAAUUGUGAUGUAUGUAACCUUGCAAAGUUUUACUUCAUCUUAGUCAUCGAUAUUUUCCAAGUUAUUUAUUUUUUAGCAAUCUUGUAUAAUUCUUAAGUAAUUAAAUUUACAACUCAUAAUGCGAUUUAAACGCUACUUUGAUGUCAGAAAAUGUUUUGGAAUUCAUACAAAUUAUUAUGGGUUCUGUGUGUUGUGUGAAUUUUUGUUGUGAUUGCCCUAAUUGAACUAACAACUCCGCUUUUUUUCUCUUUCUUGUAGUAUUGGUUUCAAAACCGACGAGCCAAAUCAAGGAAACUGGAGAGAAAGAUGUCUUUCGUCUGUCAGACUAGACGAUCGAACCAGUUUGUUAGCGGACCCUAUCCAGAUCACUGGAAACAAGGCGAACGAGUGUCCUGUGCAGCGAUGGAAAGCUACUUUAGAGACAUAAACCAGAGAACAGUUGUCAGUCGUCAACUCUCAGUCAUUGCCAAUUCAGACCUUGUACCCAAGUUCCACUCUGACCAGUUCACAAUCAGACCUGCUGAACCCGCAAGACUACCGUACAGCCGUGCUCUCUACAGAUAUCAACCGUACUAA